CACACAGCCAGGAAAAGUUCAAAAGAAGAAGAAGAUAAUGAUGACAGGAACCGUGAUGGGUGUCACCAACGCCAAGGAACAAUCAGCCCUCGACCGAGCCCAAGAGGUCCGGCAAUUCGAAGACUCCAAGCUCGGAGUCAAGGGCCUCCUCGACUCAGGCGUCAAAUCCCUCCCUCCUCUCUUCAUCCACCCGCCAGACAUUCUACCCACCGCCAAGCCCGUUGGGUCCAAGCCCAAGUCGAUCCCGACCAUUGAUCUCUUCGGCUUUGACUCCAACCGGCGAUCCUUGGUUGUCAAGGAGGUUGCAAGCGCUGCUCGCGAGUUUGGCUUCUUCCAAAUAGUCAACCAUGGCGUGCCUCCGGAGGUCCUAGACCGAACAAUCAAGGCAAUGAAAGCGUUCCAUGAGCAGCCAACGGAGGCGAAGGCGAAGAUCUAUCGGAGGGAAUCAGAGACCGGCGUCGCGUUCUUCUCCAAUAUUGACUUGCUUCACUCCAAAGCGGCUAGCUGGAGGGACACGCUCCUGAUAAGGUCGGGCCCUAAACUAGCAGACUUGGAAGAGAUCCCUGAGGUGUGCAGAAAUGAGGUGAUAGAGUGGAAUCAGCAAAUCCAAUGGUUGGGAGGCCUCCUGAUGGGACUGUUGAGCGAGGGUUUAGGAUUGAGUCCGAGUAAGUUACAGGAUAUAACGUGCUUGGAGAAGAGAAACAUGGCAGGGCAAUACUAUCCGUGCUGUCCCCAGCCGGAUUUGACGAUCGGGAUUGCGUCCCACACCGACCCAGGAGUGAUCACGGUGCUCUUGCAGGACCAUAUCGGCGGGUUGCAGGUGAAGCACGGCGAUGAGUGGGUGGACGUGACGCCCAUUCCGGGUGCUCUCAUUGUCAAUAUUGGCGACCUCCUCCAGAUCAUGUCCAACGAUGAGUAUAAAAGUGUGGACCACCGAGUGCUGGCCAAUGCGAGCCCAGAAUCACGUAUGUCGGUGGCGGUUUUCUACUAUCCGAGCGAUUGUGAAAGCCUGUUUGGACCGUUUCCGGAGCUUGUGUCACCAGAGAAACCUGCUAUAUAUCAGCAAUUCAAGGUUGGCGAAUACCUGAAGACAUUCUACACAAACGAGUUGGAUAGGAAAUCCCUGAAAAAUCACUUCAAGGCAUGAUAUAAGAGGCAUAUAGGGCAUGAAAGAUGAUGCAAGAAUAAGAUGCUUCCUUUUUAUUAUUAAGAAGCAAUCGCUGAUUAAGUUGUAAGUUCGGUUUGGGUAUUUACCAAAUUCCAAGCCAUUGUCCUAAUUCCUACCAUGCGUGUGCAACUAUAUUAAAUAACGAGUCGUCUAUUUUUCUCCA
Molecule: messenger RNA, 1331 nt
Organism: Eucalyptus grandis
Lineage: Eukaryota; Viridiplantae; Streptophyta; Magnoliopsida; Myrtales; Myrtaceae
Product: 1-aminocyclopropane-1-carboxylate oxidase homolog 4-like
Exons: 3
Coding region: 38-1147 (369 amino acids)
Source: RefSeq, a predicted model, not a curated record